Messenger RNA from Columba livia (rock pigeon), 1771 nucleotides. It is a transcript of the gene PLD6, whose product is annotated as phospholipase D family member 6. Gene Ontology annotation, biological process: piRNA processing. NCBI's taxonomy places the organism in Eukaryota, Metazoa, Chordata, Aves, Columbiformes, Columbidae. Gene Ontology annotation, molecular function: RNA endonuclease activity producing 5'-phosphomonoesters, hydrolytic mechanism. The transcript has 2 exons. Gene Ontology annotation, cellular component: mitochondrion. The record is from RefSeq and is a predicted model, not a curated record. The coding region runs from base 119 to 748 and encodes 209 amino acids.
GCCGGGCUUCCCGGGUGCUCAGGGGCCGCACGCCCGGCGCUCGGGAGGCGGCUCCUCAGGGCCGUUCCCGCCAUCCCGCGCCCGGCCGCACCGCGCACGCUCCGUGCGCUGCGGGGCCAUGCGGGCGGCGCUGGCGCUGGGGGCGCUGGCCGUGGCGCUGGCCCUGGCUGCCUGGCGGCGGCGGCGCCGGCCGCUCCGCGAGGUUCUGUUCUUCCCCUCCCGGCCCAGCUGCACCGAGGCGCUGCUGGCCGAGGCGGCGGGGCCCGGCGGGGAGGCGCGGCCCUGCCCCUGCCCGCUGCCGCGGGGGGACUCCCCCUUCAGCCGCCUCCUGCGGCGGCUCCUCUCCGCCCAACGCUCCCUCGACAUCUGCCUGUUCGCCUUCUCCAGCCCGCAGCUGGGCCGCGCCGUCCAGCUCCUGCACCGCCGCGGGGUCCGCGUCCGCAUCGUCACGGACGCGCAGUACAUGGGGCUGCGGGGCUCCCAGAUCGGGCUCCUCCGGCACGCGGGGAUCCAGGUGCGCCAUGACCAGGAGGGCGGUUACAUGCACCACAAGUUCGCCAUCGUGGACGGGAGGACGCUCAUCACGGGCUCCCUCAACUGGACCACCCAAGCGAUCCAGAACAACCGGGAGAACGUGCUGGUCCUGGAGGACGCCGAGUACGUGAAGCCUUUCCUGGAGGAGUUUGAAAGGAUUUGGGAAGAGUACAACCCCAGCAACUACACCUUUUUUUCCAAAGAUGAUAAAUGAUUGAGCUGCCUCAUGGUGGAGCACUUAACAUUCAUGGACCUUAUUAUUACGUAUAGGCAUCAUUGUAUUAUCCAUCUGGGUGUCAUUUAGCUCCUCUGGAGAAGCAAAGUGCUCUCUACCCUAAAGUGACACAGGUCCCUUGCUGUGGGUCAUUCCUGUGCUAGAGGGAAUGACCCAGCUGUUUGGUGAGUUGUUUUGUGGGAUGACGGCGUUCAGAGCUUAAUUGCUCAUUGCCGUGCCCUAGCGCGAGCGAGGUAUGUUCAUAGGGUGCUGGGUGCGUGUUUCAAUAGUAAAAUGGACAUUUUCCAACAUGGGAUAAUGCAGAAUUGUAGCCCAAUGGCUCCGUUACAUCAGUAAUUUAAGAGUGCGACCCGACAGCUAGAUUUUAUAUGGAGAGCUUAAGCACCUUAGUUACAUUUCUUGUUGUCAUUAUUUGUUAAAAGUUUAUAAAAGGAGAUUUGUGGGAAAUACGAAGGCACAAAUGAGAAGUUUGUUUUGAUUGUGAACACAUUUCCUUUGCUUUAAGAUUAGCAGAGUUCCAGCGUAAAAGCGUGAGAGCAGAAACUAACGCCAGCUCAUCUUCAGCAGGCGAGUGCAGGGAAGUCUGCAAAGAAAUGAGAAACUGUUGUUGGGAAUCAGUCGGUCUUGAGCGCAGACACGGCUGGAGCUGGGACACCGAGUUAGAGCAGGGUGGCGAAGGAAAGCCCGGUUCACUCAGUGGGGACACGGGGUCUGGUUUGGUGGCUUUGGCCGUGUUGGCAGCCGCGCGGGGGGGACAGCGAGCGAGGGGAAGAGGGAGGUCGGGUCUGUCCCUGCAGUUCAGGGCGGAACAAAGAAGGGGUAAAAUCUGGAAUUUCAAAACUCUAAAUAGCAUCUGUGUGAUAAUUACUUUAUACUGAAUUAAAAGUGCCUCAAAAUCUCUCAAAAUGAAAAAAGGGUCUUAACAUUUGUUACCGGUUUUGCUUGAUUCAGUAGUGCUGUGAUUCGCACUAUUAAAUAAACCAUUUUCACAGGAAAGUUCAA